UCUCUCCCUCACAUUUUAAUGGAGUUAUCACUCUCACCUUCUUCCCUGAGACUUCAUCUUGCUACAUCAUCAUCUUCUUCUUCUUCUUCACAUUACAACACAUAUUCACCAACCAUUGUUAAUACUACCAAAACUUACAACCAAUUCAAUAAAAUAUUCUUAAGAACCAGCUUAUUCUACACUACCACCAAAACAAGCUCAUCAAGGCUCCUUUCCAACAAACGUCCCAAUCAAUUUUGCAUCAAGGCUUGUAGUCAAGUUGGUGCUGCAGGGUCUGAACCAGCGGUGAAUAAGUUUGAAGCAUUUAGAGAUGCAUUUUGGAGAUUUCUUAGGCCGCACACAAUUCGUGGAACAGCCUUAGGAUCUGUGUCAUUAGUAACCAGAGCGCUGCUUGAAAAUCCAAAUCUAAUUCGGUGGUCACUGUUGUUCAAGGCAUUUUCUGGUCUUGCUGCUUUGAUUUGUGGGAAUGGUUAUAUAGUCGGAAUCAAUCAGAUAUAUGAUAUCGGAAUUGAUAAGGUGAAUAAACCCUAUCUACCUAUUGCUGCUGGAGAUCUUUCUGUCAAGUCAGCAUGGUUUUUAGUGUUAGCAUUUGCAGUACUAGGCGUUAUUAUUGUUGGGAUCAACUUUGGCCCGUUCAUCACUUCCCUUUAUUGUCUUGGUCUUUUCUUGGGCACCAUCUAUUCUGUUCCACCACUUCGAAUGAAGAGAUUUCCCGUUGUUGCAUUUCUUAUCAUUGCUACAGUUAGAGGUUUUCUUCUAAAUUUUGGCGUAUAUUAUGCUGUGAGAGCUGCCCUGGGACUAACAUUUCAAUGGAGCUCGCCAGUGGCUUUUAUCACAUCGUUCGUUACGUUAUUUGCAUUAGUCAUUGCCAUUACAAAAGAUCUUCCUGAUGUAGAGGGUGACAGAAAGUUUCAGAUCUCUACUUUUGCUACAAAACUUGGAGUGAGAAACAUUGCAUUACUAGGGUCUGGGCUUCUGCUGAUCAAUUAUAUUGGUUCAGUCGUUGCAGCACUCUACAUGCCUCAGGCUUUCAGGAGCAGCUUAAUGAUACCAAUACAUAGCAUCUUGGCUUCUUGUUUGAUUUACCAGGCAUGGGUACUUGAGCGUGCGAAUUACACCCAGGAGGCGAUAGCAGCGUACUACCGUUUUGUAUGGAAUCUAUUCUAUUCAGAGUACAUUAUCUUUCCUUUCAUCUGAUUUAUAUUUUUUUGGGACUCUUCUAUAUGUAAUGUAUUUUUCAUUAUAUUAAGUGAUGUGCAGCCAAAUGAAGGCUUAAUGUAAGAGUUAUCUGAACUACAAAUGUAAAAUAUUUUAAUCCGAAAGAGAGAUGAAAGUUUACUUCUUGUUCA
Erigeron canadensis is the source of this 1349-nucleotide messenger RNA. Its product is annotated as homogentisate solanesyltransferase, chloroplastic. NCBI's taxonomy places the organism in Eukaryota, Viridiplantae, Streptophyta, Magnoliopsida, Asterales, Asteraceae. Bases 19 to 1197 code for a protein of 392 amino acids. Gene Ontology annotation, cellular component: membrane. The record is from RefSeq and is a predicted model, not a curated record. The transcript has 10 exons. Gene Ontology annotation, molecular function: prenyltransferase activity.